Cajanus cajan (pigeon pea) is the source of this 2227-nucleotide messenger RNA. RefSeq names its product DEK domain-containing chromatin-associated protein 1. Gene Ontology annotation, molecular function: histone binding; DNA binding. Lineage: Eukaryota; Viridiplantae; Streptophyta; Magnoliopsida; Fabales; Fabaceae. The record is from RefSeq and is a predicted model, not a curated record. Gene Ontology annotation, cellular component: nucleus. Gene Ontology annotation, biological process: regulation of double-strand break repair; chromatin organization.
AAAAGAAGGGGGAACGAGUGAGUGAGUGAGCUAGUGGCGAAACCCGCUCACAAUUUGGCAUCAAAUUUUGAAAACCACCCCACACACACACUUUCACCCUCCAGCGCGCCCUCUCAUCAAACUCCAAUUUCAUUUCUCUCUCUCUUCUAAUCCCAAUCACAACGAUUCUGUUCCCUUUCCCUCCAAUUCUAGGGUUUCUCUCAACGCUAGGGUUCCCAAUUCUCUGGUCCCCCCUCCCCCAUCCAUGGCCACCGAAACCCUAGAAGACUCCAAGCCUCCGCUCCACGACGCCAAAUCGCCACCGGCCUCCGAGAUUCCGGAGAAGGAGCCUUCCGCGGAGGCCGCUAAAUCCGAGGACGAUGUCGACGGAGCGAGCAACCGGGAAGUAGAAGAGGAAGACGCCGGCGAGAAGAAAGAGAUCGACGAGGACGACGAAGAGGAGAAAGACGACGAUGAAGAGGAGAAAGACGACAACGACGAUGAGGAAGAAGUGGAAGAGGAGGAGGACGAAGCGGAAGAGAAAGAGAAAGCGAAGGCUAAGGGAAAGGGACGCGGCAAGGAGACUCCGAAGAAGAGUAAAGCAUCGGAGAAGAAGGAUCCAGUUACGCCGGCGAGUGAGAGGCCAACGAGGGAGAGGAAAACGGUGGAGCGUUACUCUGUGCCCUCGCCGGCCAAGUCUGCGAGAUCCUCCGCUAGUAAAGGUUUCACAAUUGAGAAGGGACGUGGCACGCAGCUCAAGGAUAUACCAAACGUGGCUUUUAAAUUGUCCAAGAGAAAACCUGAUGACAACCUGCAUAUGCUUCAUACUUUACUGUUUGGGAAGAAAACAAAGGCACACAAUUUAAAGAGAAAUAUAGGCCAAUUUUCUGGUUACGUGUGGACUGAGAAUGAGGACAAACAGAGAACCAAGGUAAAGGAGAGGAUUGACAAAUUUGUCAAAGAAAAGUUGUUGGACUUCUGUGAUGUUCUUAAUAUUCAAAUAAACAAGACCAAUGUGAAGAAGGAGGAGCUGUCGGCAAAGCUUUUGGAAUUUUUGGAAUCCCCCCAUGCUACAACUGAUAUUCUACUUGCUGAUAAAGAGCAGAAAGGUAAAAAAAGAACCAGAAAGCCAGCCCUCAGCAAAUCCCCUGGGGAAGCAUCUACAGAACCACCUGGCAAGAAGCAAAAACAAACUUCUCAAUCGGCUAAAAAGCAAAAGCAGUCUUCUGAUGAUGACGAGGAUGAUAAAGCUGAGCUUUCAGAUGCAAAAGAUGAUUCUCAGGAAGAUGAAGAUGUUGCAGCACCAAACCGUGAAAGUGAUGAUGAGGAAAGUAAAUCAGAGGAAGAGGAAGCGAAACCAAAGGGUCGCAAGCGUACUUCUAAAAAGAUUGUUAAAGAGAGUUCAGUUAGCAAGGCUGGGGAUAGAACCUCUUCUGUCAAGAAGGCCUCUGUGAAAGAUGCCAAGAGCACUGAAAAAACUAAAAAAACACCAACAUCGAAAAAGAAUGUUGCUGAACAUGACAGUGCUUCUGCCUCUGUAUCCAAGUCAAAGCAACCUGCAUCCAAGAAACAGAAAACUGUAAGUGAAAAGCAGGGCACUAGAGGAAAGUCUGCAAGCAAAAAACAAUCUGACAAAUCCUCAAAGGCUUUGGUUAAGGAUCAAGGGAAAAGUAAAAGUAAUAAGAAGGCCAAGGCAGAACCUACAAAGCAGGAUAUGCAUGCUGUAGUUGUUGAUAUUCUGAAGGAAGUAGAUUUUAAUACUGCAACUUUGUCCGAUAUCCUCAGGCAACUUGGUACCCACUUUGGUCUGGAUUUAAUGCAUAGAAAAGCAGAGGUGAAGGAUAUAAUUACAGAAGUAAUUAAUAACAUGUCUGAUGAGGAAGAUGAAGAAGAAGCAGAGAAUGAUGGCGAUGCAGAUAAAGACGAUGAUGGUGAUGAUGAUGCCUGAUUUUAGUUGGGCAAAUAAUAUUUGACCUGUGCAGAAAUUAGAGGUAUUUGGGCAUCCAAUAGAUAGAUUUUAUCUUCAUGAUUCUCCUGUCCGGAUUAAGGUAGAUAUUUGGUUUGAGUUGUGACCAUUUCCAUUAUAGAUGCUCUAAAAUAGGUUUGUACUUUGUACCAUAUCUAGAUUUAACCCGUUCCUCUGUAUUACUGACUUGACCUUUUAUUUCUCAUAUUGAAUAGUUUGUUGUUUUUUGCCUGGUUGUAAACAUUAUUAUUGCCUUCUAAUUUAGAUCAAUGUUCUCUCCUU